AUGGUGAUAAAAAGACCAGAUUCUUCCACAUCUCUACCCUUAAACACAGGGCUACAAAUAGAAUUGGUGAUAAAAAUAAUUGACAAUGAGGAUGAAAUAAGUAGAGUUGUUGUUGAGUUUUGUGCUGAUCUUUUGAAGAAAGAUACGUUGUUGGACUCGGAGGCUCAGAAUAUGUUGGUUGAUACUAUACCUAAAAUUCUUUCUGAGAGCCAAAAUCAUAAUCUUGGUGCCAUUCCUUCUAAGGAGGAGAUUAGGAGUGUUGUCUUUUCUUUUGAUGGUAGUAAAGCUCCAAGUCCUGAUGGCUUUCCUAUGUUUUUCUUUCAGCACUUUUUGGAUGUGGUAGGGGAAGAUGUGUCCAAUACUGUUAAAGAAUUUUUUGGAGCUAGAUCUCUAUUGAAGGAAUUGAAUUCUACCUUCAUUGUCCUCAUUCCUAAUAAGCAAGGAGUUGAUUCUUUGGAUGCUUUUAGCCCUAUCAGCUUGUGCAAAUCCUUCUACAAAAUUAUUUCCAAGGUCCUUACAUCGAGGUUGUUGGGUGUUCUUCCUCUUCUAAUUUCCCGUCAACAAAAUGGCUUUGUGCUAGGAAGAUAG
Cryptomeria japonica (Japanese cedar) is the source of this 588-nucleotide messenger RNA. RefSeq lists its product as uncharacterized. The transcript has a single exon. Lineage: Eukaryota; Viridiplantae; Streptophyta; Pinopsida; Cupressales; Cupressaceae. Bases 1 to 588 code for a protein of 195 amino acids. The record is from RefSeq and is a predicted model, not a curated record.